Messenger RNA from Rotaria sordida, 2031 nucleotides. NCBI's taxonomy places the organism in Eukaryota, Metazoa, Rotifera, Eurotatoria, Philodinida, Philodinidae. The record is from the annotation of a GenBank genome assembly.
AUGAACAUAACUAUUCGUGAAAUUCAAGUGGAUGUUGCUCGUCACAUGAUGCAACUUUCACCCAAUGAUACUCAAGUAAGAAAUAUCGUCAUGCAAAUGAAUAUGGGUGAAGGAAAAACGUCCGUCAUUAUACCCAUGUUAGCACUUAGUUUAUGUUCACCUUUAUCAAGUUUGGUUCGUGUCGUAGUUUUGAAAUCAUUAUUUCAUAUGAAUUAUCAAUCAUUAAGAUUUAAAUUGGGAGGUUUAUUGAAUCGGCGUAUUUUUUCAUUUGCUUGUCGUCGUAAUAUGGAUUUCAACCAUAUCCAAGUGAAUCAAAUCUUUGAUCGACUUCAACAAGGAUUACGUCGUUGUGAUAUCAUAUUAGUUUCACCUGAAGCCAUUCUUUCGUUUGAUUUGUUGAUGAUCGAUAAAUGUCGACGACACGAAUUUGACACGGCUCGUUCAAUGUUAAUAGUACAAAGAUGGUUGAAAACAUUUGCUCGAGAUGUUUUAGAUGAAUCGGACGAAAUUUUACAUUGUAAAUAUCAAUUAAUUUAUACAGUUGGUGCUCAACAACAAGUGGACGGAGGCGUGGAACGCUGGAAACUCAUUCAAUUGAUAUUGAACUCUGUUAGAAAAUUUGCUACAGACAUUGCACAAAGUGAUCCUGAUGAUAGUUGCUAUAAAUCACCGAAAUGCAAAAGUGCUUUUCCGGAAUUUCGGUUAUUAUCACAUCAACCAUAUGCUAAAUUAUCUGCAAAAAUUGUUCAUGAUUGGCUCAAUCAGAAAUCAUAUCGAAAAACGGAUAAGCAGACUAUUUUAUCAUUCAUUUUCGAUAUGAAUACCUCGGUCGAUGCUCUUGUCCAUCGAUUCUCAUCGAAUGAUAUUCAAUCGUUUCUUAUUAUUCGUGGUUUACUAUCAACAGAAGUCUUAUUAGUUGCUUUGAAGAAACGUUAUCGAGUUCAUUAUGGUGUCAAUUCCCAUACCAGUUUUAAUCGAUUGAUGGCCGUACCGUUUCGAGCUAAGGACGUUCCUGCAGAAAGGACCGAAUUCGGUCAUCCGGAUAUUGCACUUGUUCUGACACAACUUUCGUACUACUAUAGUGGUUUGAAUGAUUCGCAAAUGAUUCAAUGCUUCAAUCGUUUAAGUGAAGAAGAACGAGAUCCGGAAUCGAUCUAUGAUGAAUGGAUUUCACAGGAAGAUGAAAAUGAUGUUCCUCAAAUCUAUUUCGGCUAUGCAAUUGGUAUUCUGAUCAUUGAUUUCAAUCCUCAAGUGAAUGGAUCGGCAGAGAGUUCAUCUCCGAAUGAGAGCGAUACGAGUGCAACGUCUGUGAUGUCGACACUUGAUCAACCAGUGAUCAGCAGCCCAUUGAUAAAUCGACUGUACCUAGGUUUUGCUGUUGUCCAUCUUAUCUCAGCCUUUCUCUACUGGUGGGCUUGGGCUGGUCGAUCAUGGCUGGACGUUAUUAUGAUACCUGAGUAUCUAAAUCAUAUUGAAGCUGGACUAUAUCUUUGGUCAGCGAUCUGGUAUUCGAGAGAAGACACACUAGGUGGUUAUUAUACAUUAUCAGUGCAUAAAAUCGAGUUGGCAGCAGCGAUUGUUGAACUGUUUGCUUCGUUUGGCUGGAUCAUGUCGUGGUACAUGACCUACAUUCGGACACUGGGUCGUGGCUUUACUCUCGAUGAUCCUGAUGUUAUCGCAUAUUCCUGUACUACUAUUAGCUCGAUUGUCUACCUGGUCUACAACAUUCAGAUCAAUGUUAAACCAGAGUUGUAUGGUACCUACUAUUUGUUUACCUACGGUGACAUCGUGUAUUUCGUGGGCGCUUGCUAUUAUAUUUUCGCGAGUCUACGUGAUGAUCAUUGGUUUUGGUUCCUACCACUGGCAGGUCAGUAUGGUGUAGCACCUGGACGUGUACAUGUAGAAACAAAGAAUUUACCACAACUCGGGAAACCGAUGGUAUUGAUAACCGAUGUAUGUCGACGUCGAAUUCGAAAGGUGGAACCUACGGAAUCGAAAGCCGUUGAUCUUGUCAUGGUAUCAUAUCUUUAA